AUGGCUGCAACCAGUAUAGAGAUCCCGUUGCUUCGUAGUGGACAGACAAAUGAAGUGCUGGAAGUCGACUUGAAUGACUUGCGUGCAAAUCAUGAUCAUAUUAUUGAUAUUCUGACAUCUGAGGACGGUUCAUUGUCACUGUUUCUCGAGUUUGCGUUUCAAUACCUCAAGAGAGACAUGGUAGACGAAUUCGAAAUAUUUCUUCAAAAAGGUCGAGAGAUUGGACAAGCUCGUAAUUCUCGUAGAGAGGAAAACUCGUUGAUUUUGAUUCUGAAUACUCUGGCUUCGCACUAUAUUGAAAAGGCAAAAUCGGAAUCUGAUCCAUCCAUCCACGAUCAGUUUAUUGCAAAUGCAACACAGAUUUUAAACGAUGCCGAACGUUUGGAUAGAAUGCAUUUGUACACUAUUGUCGGAAAAGCAAACGUCAUGCUUUCUCGGAACCAGCUUGAUCAAGCACUGUACACAUUCCGUGGAGCUCUAAACCAGGAACCAAACUUUUUACCUGCGCUUAUUGGAUCGUCUUGCGUUCAUUUUUUAAAACAAGAUUUUAAAUCUGCACUAGCCGGAUACCAGACCAUCCUUCGAAUAAAUCCAACCAUUAAGCCAGAUGUUCGCAUACCCAUCGGGAUAUGCUUUCACCGUCUUGGAAUGGAAAAAAAAGCCCACGCUGCAUUUCUUAGAGCAGUUUCUCUUAAUCCAGAUAACUUGGAUGCGCUUGCUUUGCUAUCCAUCUUGGAAAACAAUCGAGCAAUAAGUACUACGGCAACACCUGAAGAGAAAAAUACCGCCAUGACUGCUGCUGGUGGCUAUUUGGCUCGAGGAUAUCGUCAAAAUAACCGUCACUCUAUAAUCUUUAACCUGAUGUCCGAUCGCUUUUUUUCAAAAGGAGACUAUGGAAAGGCUCGAGUGUUUUCAGAAUCUGCUCUGCGUCUUCCUGGAAGUAAAAUGUCCUGUGCAGAUUCGUAUGCGCUUCGUGGAAAAAUCGCCCAGGCUGAGAUGAAUUAUGACUUGGCCUACACCUGUUUUGUAAAGGCAAGUGAAUUGAAUCCCGACUCAGUUCUUAUUCAGUUUGGACUUGGCCAGCUGCAAAUAUACAAGAAACAAUUUGAUGAGGCUAUGGUACCACUUGAAAAAGUACUUGCCAAAGUUCCAGAUAAUUACGAAGCAUUGGCGAUUGCCACAGAGAUUUAUGCACAGCUACCAGAUUCUGCCCAAAAAGUGUCAGAAAAACUGGAUCGUUUAAAAAAGAUCUUUCGUAGCUACUUUGAAGAGGAACAUGGCUUUAAAGCCAAGACGGAUGACGAUGAAUACAUCAACGAUCCCGAGUUGCUUAUUGUUAUUGGCUGCUAUUUUUCAAAGCAAGACCUUAAACAAGCUGAAAAGGCUUUUGAUCGUGCCAUUCGUAUUUUGGAAACAAUACCAGACAUGUCAGUUGCACCGGAGCUUUUUAAUAAUCUUGGUGCUCUUUAUCACCUUGAUGCUCAACAGCUAAUCCAACACGCGAGUGAUUUGGGAUCUAGUCGUCCAACCAGUCUUGGAGAUUCAAGGUCUGCUUUGCAACUACUUGAAUUGGCCAAAUCUUUUUAUGAUCGCGCUUUUGAAGCAAGUCCAACUACUGUUGAACCGGGUGACGCUUCAGAUAUUUUACAGACUACUGUGCGAUACAAUCUUGCUCGUCUUAAUGAAACUCUUGGUGAUACAGAAAAAGCAAAGGCGCAAUAUCUUGCUAUUUUGAACGAUCAUCCUGCAUAUGUAGAUUGUUUGCUUCGUCUUGGAUAUAUAUCUCAGAAUAGUGGUGACAAUGCAACUGCAUUGGAUCGGUACAGUGAUGCUCUUGCCAUUGACGAAAAUAAUGUCAAAGCAUGGUCACUUGUUGCCAACGCCCAUCUUGAGAGUAAGGCGCUUCGACCAGCUAGAAAAGCGUUUGAGAAAAUUCUUCAAGAAAUUGACAAGUACGACAUGUUUUCACUAUGCAGCACAGGAAACAUGUGUCUAAAGUUUGCUCGUACUGAUUCCAAGCAGGAUAAACUAUUUUUGGGGAUUGGUGUGCAGCGCGAUAUUCACUGUAAACGUGCUGUCGAGUUUUUUACCAAGGCGCUUCGUUUGGACUCUCGUAACAUGUAUGCUGCUACAGGAAUCGCCAUUGCAUUUGCUUACUUUGGUGAUAUGGACGAAGCCCGUGAAAUUCUUACUCAGAUACAAGAGGCAGCUGGUACAAAUAUCAAUGUUACUCUUAAUUUGGCACACAUUUUGGUGGAACUUGGACUUCCACAUUCUGCUAUUCCUUUGUACGAGUCAAUAAAAAAACGAUCCACUACAGCCGAUAUUGAUGUUAUUCGAUCCUUGGCCCGCGCACACUACAUUAUUGCGAAAACUGAAAAGCUGCCAGAUGCAAUGGCUACAGUAGCUGCAAGACUUAAAGAGGCUUGUGAUUUGAAACCCAACGAUUUGGCACUUCAAUACAAUUUGGCUCUGGCAAAGCAGCAGUAUGCGCAAAUUCUCAACGAACAACCUAAAGAAAAGCGACCUCUGUCGCUAUUACGGAGCGCCGUAAUAGGUUUGGAAGCUUCUGAAAAAACUUUUGAAGAAUUAAGUAAGCACAAGCCAAAUCCACAACUUGGAUAUGAUGUUGAACGUGCCAAAGAACGUGCAAAGUAUUCCAAGGGUGUGCGUCGUACUACAGAAAAAAAGAUUCACGAAACCGAAGUUUUAGACUCGCAGCGCGAAGAACGUUUAGCAGAAAUCCGUGCCAAACGUGAAGAAGCAGCCGAGAUCAAGCGUAGUGAAGAAAAACAGCGUGCAUUGAAUGAACAACUUAGAUUGGAAGAGCUCGAUCGUAAACGUCGAGAGCUGCAAGCGAUUGUUCAGGAAGACAAUGAAAAAAUGCGAGUUGAGUUGGAGAUGGAAAAGGCAAAGCCUAUACGUCGCAAGGCUGCUACGAAUGAGGAUGACGAAGAUGACAUGAAUCAACACGUUGAUCAAUCUGAAGCUGAUGGGUUCACACCAAGUAAAGGAAAACAAAAGCGUAAAAGGAAAGAAAAGAUGAGAGAAAAGCAAUCUAGUGACGAGGCACAGAUUUUAAAUACAAAUUCGACAAUAGCAUCUGAUGACGAGGAUGAAAUGAUGAUGAAACGAGCCAAAGUGUUGGGUGUCCGCUCGAAAUUAUCGACUGCUGUUAUUGGGGAAAGCGAUGAAGAGGAGUAAUCUUUGAUGGAUGCCUGCAAAAUGAAUGCUUUAGCUUUAUUCUCC
Batrachochytrium dendrobatidis JAM81 is the source of this 3249-nucleotide messenger RNA. RefSeq lists its product as uncharacterized. Gene Ontology annotation, molecular function: RNA polymerase II complex binding. Gene Ontology annotation, cellular component: Cdc73/Paf1 complex. The transcript has 17 exons. The coding region runs from base 1 to 3204 and encodes 1067 amino acids. Gene Ontology annotation, biological process: regulation of DNA-templated transcription; transcription elongation by RNA polymerase II. Lineage: Eukaryota; Fungi; Chytridiomycota; Chytridiomycetes; Rhizophydiales. The record is from RefSeq and is a predicted model, not a curated record.